Molecule: messenger RNA, 1356 nt
Organism: Malassezia restricta
Lineage: Eukaryota; Fungi; Basidiomycota; Malasseziomycetes; Malasseziales; Malasseziaceae
Product: Myb-like DNA-binding domain protein
Exons: 1
Coding region: 1-1356 (451 amino acids)
Source: RefSeq, a predicted model, not a curated record
AUGGCAGAUGAACAUGUGAUAAGAACCCUGGGACCAAAAGCGGGGAGCGGAUCAGGAACCUUGCCGAUCGAUCAGUCUGAUCUUUUCGCCUUGCUGGAGCCAGCCUUGGGCUGUGUAAGUAUGCUCCCUGACAAGCCCAAUGUAGCAUCCUCGCCACCCUCGCAGGGUUCAAGUGGUGGUGCAUGCGCACGUCCUUCUUCCCACUGGAAGAGUGCGGACCAGACCACACCCCCCGACUCGACUGCGUCCGCUCCGCAGCAGGUGUCGGGUCCAAAAGCCCCGGAUUCCUCUCCGUAUCGAGUGGGGUCCGCGGUACCGGAUACCGCGCGACCUUGGUCAACAUCCGAGAACUUUCGGGUUCCUCUUCCGGACAAAUCGAAUACUCGUGCGCGUCGUGUGUUUACCCAGGAGGAAGAUGAGGCGCUCAUCAGGGGCUUUGAAAGGCUAGGCUCACAAUGGGCACAAAUUGCUCGUCAUCCAGCGUUCAAGAAUCGACGCAGCUCGACCGAUGUGCGCGACAGGUUUCGAAAUGCAUUUCCGGAAGAGUAUGCGCGGGCUGGGUACAAGCCGCGUGUCAAAUCCUCCAAGCGCUUGGAGCGGAACAGGGAGGCCCACCGCGUAACGCGCAGUGAUGCAACUUCGCACCGGCAGAUCAAACCACUGAGAUUGAAUGACACGGACACUGCCUUAUUCGCGUCUAACGUUGCUUCUUCGAGCGACGCAAACCCGAGGACCCCUCUGAAUGUUACGAUGGAGCCAUCAACGCUAUCGCCACUGUCGUACGACGCAUCGCCGCAAGGGAUCCCGACUGUCUCGUCACCCACUUCGCCCAUGUCAGAAUCGGUAAUGAAUAUGCUGGCGCUCACGCCCACGGCUAUGAUCCCAAGCAUUUCGCCCCCAUCGACACCUCAAGUGGCGCCUUACUCGAUACCCGACUUGAGCAUGCCCACUACGGCUGCGGUGCCCAUCCCCACGAUGUCGCAGUCUUUUCAUGUUCAGCCGCCGUUCUCGAUACCAAUGAGUGUUCCUACUCUGCACGCUUCAGGGCCUCAUGUGCCUGUACCAUCAAGCGACGCAUUCGUCUCGCCUCCAUUGCCAGGCUAUUUUCCCGAUACGACCGCGACGUCAUUUUCCAUGCCAGCCCCCGCCCCCGCUUUUCCACAAAGCUUGUCCCCCACGGAGCCUGUGUCAUUCGCCCCGUCUGUAUCUCUGCCUCUUAGCACUGGUGGUGGCGGGCCACUGCCGGAGACUGCAUCGCCUCCUCUUUCUUCGGCCGAUGUGUCUCUCUUGUCGCUGAUGAUGAUGCAGACGCCAACUCACAUGAUGGAGCCCCAUUCACGAGCUCCACCGUCGUGA